Messenger RNA from Peromyscus eremicus (cactus mouse), 3623 nucleotides. It is a transcript of the gene Atxn7, whose product is annotated as ataxin 7. Bases 16 to 2787 code for a protein of 923 amino acids. NCBI's taxonomy places the organism in Eukaryota, Metazoa, Chordata, Mammalia, Rodentia, Cricetidae. The transcript has 12 exons. The record is from RefSeq and is a predicted model, not a curated record.
GUAGGAGCGGAAAGAAUGUCGGAACGGGCCGCGGAUGACGUCAGGGGGGAGCCGCGCCGCGCGGCGGGCGGAGCAGCGGCCGCCCGGCAGCAGCAGCAGCCACAGCCUCUGCAGCCCCAGCGGCAGCACCCGCCGCCGCGGCGCCCACGGCCGGAGGACGGCGGCUCCGGUGCCGCCAGCACCUCGGCCGCCGCCAUGGCGACGGUGGGGGAGCGCAGGCCCCUGCCCAGUCCCGAAGCGAUGCUGGGACAGUCGUGGAAUCUGUGGGUGGAAGCUUCCAAACUUCCUGGGAAGGAUGGGACCGAAUUGGAUGAAAGUUUCAAGGAGUUUGGGAAAAACCGCGAAGUCAUGGGGCUCUGUCGGGAAGAUAUGCCAAUAUUUGGUCUCUGUCCGGCACAUGAUGAUUUCUACUUGGUGGUGUGUAACGACUGCAACCAAGUUGUCAAACCGCAGGCAUUUCAAUCUCAUUAUGAAAGAAGACAUAGCUCAUCUAGCAAGCCUUCCUUGACUGUUCCUCACACUUCAGUAUUUUCCCUCUUCCCUUCUCUGUCCAAAAGCAAAGGCAGCAGCACCAGUGGAAACAACCGGUCUUCCAGUGGAGGGGUCCUUUGCACAGCCUCGUCAAGCUCCAAGUUACUCAGAUUGCCCAAAGAGAAACUGCAGCUCAGGGGGAACAUCAGGCCCAUGCAACAGACUAAAGUCCCUCCCCACGGUAGAGUCAUGACGCCGUCUGUGAAGGUGGAAAAGACACAUCCGAAGAUGGAUGGCACACUACUGAAAUCCACAGUGGGGCCAGCCUGUCCUGCUCCUGUGAGCUCUGCAGUCAAGCCUGGCCUUAACUGCCCCUCAAUACCAAAGCCAACCUUGCCUUCACCUGGACAGAUUCUGAAUGGCAAAGGGCUUCCUGCAAUGCCCACUCUGGAAAAGAAAUCUGAAGACGGUUCUAAUAACAGGAAGUUUUUAAAUAAGAGAUUAUCAGAAAGAGAGUUUGAUCCUGACAUCCACUGCGGGGUCAUUGAUCUGGAUACCAAGAAGCCCUGCACCAGGUCUUUGACUUGCAAGACACAUUCCUUAACCCAGCGGAGAGCUGUUCAGGGUAGAAGAAAACGAUUUGAUGUGUUACUGGCCGAGCACAAAAACAAAACCAGGGAAAAGGAAUUGAUUCGCCAUCCAGACUCUCAGCAACCACCACAUCCUCUCAGGGACCCGCAUCCCAUCCCUCUUCGGACGCCACAGGAGCCACACCUUUCUUCAGAAUCAAAGCCUUUCGUAGCUAGUAAACCGAAACCUCAUACCCCUAGUCUUCCAAGGCCUCCAGGCUGCCCCGCUCAGCAAAGCGGGAGUACCCCCAUUGACCCUCCUCCAGGCCACGAGUCUCCACACCCUCCCUUGCCUGCCACUGAGCCAGUUUCUCGGUUGUCUAGUGAGGAGGGUGAAGGCGAUGACAAAGAAGAGUCUGUUGAAAAACUGGACUGUCAUUAUUCAGGUCAUCAUCCUCAGCCAGCAUCGUUUUGCACAUUUGGGAGCCGGCAGAUUGGAAGAGGUUACUACGUGUUUGACUCCAGGUGGAACCGGCUUCGCUGUGCCCUUAACCUCAUGGUAGAGAAGCAUUUGAAUGCGCAGCUGUGGAGGAAAAUCCCACCAGUGCCCUGUAGCACAUCACCUGUUUCUGCCCGUAUUCCUCACCGGACAAAUUCUGUGCCGACAUCACAAGGUGGGAUCAGCUAUUUUGCAGCAACCACUGUCUCUACAUCCCCAGUUCUGCUGUCAUCCACCUGCAUCUCCCCAAAUAGCAAAUCGGUACCAGCUCAUGGAACCACUCUAAAUGCACAGCCUGCUGUUUCUGGAGCAAUGGAUCCUGUGUGCAGUAUGCAAUCCAGACAAGUAUCUGCUUCAUCCUCAUCUCCCUCCACACCCUCCAGCCUCUCUUCAGUCCCCUCCUCCCCUCUGUCCAGAAAACCUCAGAAAUUGAAACCUAGCAAGUCUGUAAGGCCCAAGGAGUCUUCUCCUAACAGCAGUAACUGUCACAAUGCCAGUAGCAGUACCAGUGGUGGCUCAGGAAAGAAACGCAAAAGCAAUUCCCCACUGUUUGUUCAUUCGUCAUCCUCCUCCUCGUCCUCCUCCUCCUCUUCUCAUUCCGUGGACUCUUUUAGGAAAAACUGUGUGGCUCACUCUGGGACUCCAUACCUGUCUGCAGCAACAUCGACCCACAGCAUUGGCCUCAACUGUGUGACAAAUAAAGCACUCUCGUUGAGCCUGCGGCACGAGCAGGCAGGACGGGGUCCCCCUGGUGUGAGCUCUGCAGAGUCCAUCAAGAGGAUGAGUGUGAUGGUGAAUAGCAGCGACUCCACUCUUUCCCUUGGCCCGUUCAUUCAUCAGUCCAGUGAACUGCCUGUCAGCUCACAGGGCAGUUUUUCACACUCGCACACUCCUCUAGACAAACUCACAGGAAAGAAAAGAAAAUGCUCCCCGGGCUCUGGCAGCGUCGGCAACAGUGGCAGCAAACCUCCAAAGGUUGCCAAGUUGCCAGCCAUGAACAACGUCCACAUGAAACACACAGGCGCCAUCCCAGGGGCCCAGGGACUGACGAACAAUUCCCUUCUCCAUCAGGAUAUCUUCUCUCCUUGCUUACGAACAGGAAUUGCAGCAGCAGCACCCCAGAGCCCUGACUUAAAAACCAAAGGCACGUCCCUGACAGCUGACAGUACCACUGGAAGAAAUAAUCCAGACAUUUUUGAAGACAAGUUACACCUCUACUCUGCACUCUGGACCCCACGAUGCCUUUGAGUCUCUUUGUAAACUCGUGUGGGCUCCAGGGUAACCUGUGGCUGUUUGACAAGGAUUUCCUGAAGCUGUGUCUGUAGCCGUGAGUACUCACAAAGGACACUGGAUCAAGUUCAGCCACCGGAUUGCUUCAUCAGUGUUAAAGUGGUCUGGACUGCUUGCUACCAAUCUGUGAGAAGUUUUUGUUUGUGUUUUGUUUUCCUUUUUGUUUUUAACUUACAGCAUAUCAUGGAGCCACUCUUGAAGUAGAUUGGCUGGGCAAAAGAAUGUUUUGGCAAGAGCAUUCUGUCUCUUCCUCCUUUCUCUGCCAGAAUUGUUUUUGAACACAUUCUCACCUGUAGGUCACUCUCCAGGAGGUAGGCACUUUAACUGGAGACUGGAGGCCUUCCAAAGAAAGGGGAGCGAGUUGCAUCCUGACUAGCCUCCUAGAGGGUAUCUGGCUUUAGAUUUUUUUAUAGCAGUGUUCAGGAAUAGAAUACUGAUGUUGGUCAAUGCAUCAUGACAUAGUAGCCAAGCCCUUUCCAAGUAAUGUGGGAUAAGAAGCUUGUCAAGUUCUUCAAACUUAAGAACUGGUUUGAAGCUGCUCAUAACCGGAUAUUAAGUUGAAAGUAUCUCAGAAGCUUAGUUUUCAUGGUACAAAAGCAUGUGUGAUAAAAGGAGAGAAAUAAAGAACAAUGAAGAAAAGGAAGACGGAGAGACAAGGAAAACUAGUUUUGGUGAUGAAAAACCAGCUGGGACACCGGAUUUGGGGAAGUGAAAAAAAUCAUGAAGUGGGGCAAACCUUACAGGAUUUCCAAAGACACAGACUUCUCUUGUUAAUGCAUUCAUGUUGAACAGUG